UUUUCAAGUAUUAUCCAUUAUGUGAAAUCACACAGUGUCAACAAAUUAGUCCUAGUGGAAAUAUCUUUACUUCCGGCCUACAUUCUGUUCUAUUAUUUUAACGCUUUUUUUUCAGAACAUACUAGUUAAUUUGAAGGCAUAAAACAAACCGCUCCAUGACAAGCCUGAUAUGUGGUAUUAGAAAAAGAAGGAGGCUCAUCCCAUUAUUAUUUAGUUUACAAAGCUCAAAAAUGAGCAGUUUAGAAAACAUCAAGUUCGACAACUUAGUACUAAGGACGCUUCCGCUUGAUAGGGAGAUGGGGAAAGGGACACGAGCAGUGCCAGGAGCUUGCUUCUCAUUGGUCGAACCCACUCCAGUGGAAAAUCCUGAGGUGGUGGCGCAUUCAAAAGGUGCGUUAGCGUUACUAGGUGUAAAAAAGGAAGAUAUAGAAGAAACAACGUUUGCGGAGUAUUUCUCUGGUAACAAAUUGUUUCCUGGUUCACAACCGGCCGCUCAUUGCUAUUGUGGCCAUCAGUUUGGAUAUUUUUCCGGUCAGCUUGGAGAUGGGGCCGCCAUGUAUUUAGGAGAAAUUAUAAACGACCGCAAUGAACGAUGGGAGCUGCAACUUAAAGGUGCGGGAAUGACGCCGUACUCACGUCAUGCCGAUGGGCGGAAAGUGUUGCGGUCGAGCAUACGGGAAUUUCUAUGCAGUGAGGCAAUGCAUUAUCUUGGUGUUCCCACCACACGAGCUGGUACAUGUGUAUCAUCAGAUAGUCGAGUUGUCCGCGACAUGUUUUAUGAUGGCCAUCCACAAAUGGAGAGGUGCACCAUAGUAUCUCGUAUAGCUCCUACAUUUAUAAGAUUUGGUUCGUUUGAAAUAUUCAAAGAUACAGACCCAGAAACAGGUCGAAAGGGACCAAGUACUGGUCGAGUUGAUAUUUUGGAAAAGAUGCUUGAAUACGUAAUUACUAUGUUUUUCCCCGAGAUAGCGUCCAGGUUGGCCGACGAUAAAAGAUCCUGCUAUCUCGACUUUUAUAAGGAAGUAGUCAGGAGAACUGCGCGAUUGGUUGCGUUGUGGCAGUGUGUUGGUUUCUGUCAUGGUGUGUUGAACACUGACAACAUGAGUAUCCUUGGCCUAACGAUAGAUUAUGGGCCGUAUGGUUUUAUGGAUUACUUUGACCCUCAUUUCAUCUGCAACUCUUCUGACAACCAAGGGCGCUACACAUACGUGAAACAACCUGAAAUUUGUAAGUGGAAUCUCAUGAAGUUUGCUGAGGCUUUACAAGACGUGUUACCCAUCGAUGAAUCGAAAACUGCUUUGAAUGAAAUUUACGACACUGAAUUUUCUUCUCACUACUACGGGAGGAUGAUAAAGAAGUUGGGAAUUUCAAAACACGAAAACAAUGAAACAGACGAGCAGCUGGUCCAAAAAUUGUUGUGGACCAUGCAGCGAACGUCAGCAGAUUUUACGAACACAUUCCGUUUGUUAUCAUCCGUCAGUGUUUGUAGAAAUAAUAUCAGCGACGCGGUCCAAACCAUAGUUGCGCAGUGUCAAAGUGUUGAAGAAAUUAAAAAAAAGUUUCGCAGCAACGUAAAUAUGGAACAAAUCAAGACUCUCCUACGUAUUGCUGAUGAUCAACCCAACCUCAUUGCCCAACUUGGAAUGACUAGGGAACAGAUUGAAGGUUUGCUUGAAAAAGCAGAAAAAGAAAAGGAAAUAUGUCGCAUGACACCGGAAGAGAAGACGGAACAGGAUAGAAAACUUUGGACGAAAUGGCUAACUGCGUACAGAGAGCGACUGCAAGCAGAAGUUUCUGGUUUGCUGGAGGAUGAAAUAAACAAGUUUGAAGAAAACCGAAAAAAAAUAAUGAACUCUGUUAACCCAAGAGUAAUAUUGAGAAAUUACCUUGCUCAAGAAGCAAUAGCCUCUGCGGAGGAAGGAGACUAUACUAAGGUGCGAGAACUACUAAAAACCUUGGAAUCUCCAUACGAUGGAUUACAGGAUUAUACAGAAGGAGAAGAAGAGAAACUUUCUGAGACAACGAUGUCUUGUAAAAAGUACUCAUGUGCUGCCCCAUCUUGGGCUGCCGACCUGCGCGUUUCUUGAUCGUCGUAAAAACCUCAGUGUGCAGGCUAGCUUGUUGUUAUAGCCCAUAAAGAGAGUGCUGUUUUAGCCUGAUUCAAAAAGAAAAAUACCUUAAGGGAAGAAAUUUUCGCGGGAAGAAAAUUUCGCGGUUU
Messenger RNA from Hydractinia symbiolongicarpus, 2218 nucleotides. RefSeq names its product protein adenylyltransferase SelO, mitochondrial-like. The coding region runs from base 156 to 2087 and encodes 643 amino acids. NCBI's taxonomy places the organism in Eukaryota, Metazoa, Cnidaria, Hydrozoa, Anthoathecata, Hydractiniidae. The record is from RefSeq and is a predicted model, not a curated record. The transcript is spliced from 15 exons.